AUGAGGUUUCGCAGAUCAAGAUGUGCUUCGCUCUUGGUGGUGAUAGUGGCCCUCUAUCUUGUGAUACUUUCCAUUCUCCGAAAUAGUGCCGAUCGAAACUCCAGUUUGCUCUUGAAAAAGCUCGAGCUGCUUAACUUUGAUUUCGCCAGAAUGGGGUUUCUUUUUAAACCCAAGGACUCGUACUCCUUCAACAAGUGGACAGACAAGUUGCUCGACAACUUGGUUGCGGUGUCCAAUCCAGACGAAAUCAAAAUGUCCAAAUUUGCCGUGGAACCGGCCAACAAAUGGGUCACAGAUACCGUAAAUCUCCCGAAAUACUUGAAGGGAGAGGGUGAGAAUCCUCAUCUUGCGCCAUUUGAUCCCAGGUUCACUCUUGGAAUCUUCCUCAGUCAUAUCAAUCAGAAACUCCAACAAUCCGAUGGAAACCUGGAGAAGCUUGCGAUCGAUCACUUCCAUUGGGGCGAUUGGACGGAUCUUUCAGAAAUUUACAUGCAUGCGCUUUCGUCGGGCCAAGACAGGUAUCGUUGUCCACAGUUGGCCACUACGGAAAUUGGCAAGACCCUGCCAAAUGAUAUCAAGGAUUCUGCCACUUAUUGUAUCAACGACGAGGAAAUUGCAGAGAGGGCCAAAGACCCUUCCAAUAGCGAGCUGUUUAAACUGCACCUCGAGCAUAUUCUUCGUGACCCGCUUCGGCCGGGAUUUCAUGUCUAUAAUCAUCCAGGAAGAUCCUCCAGCAAGAACAUGGCAUUGAGUGGUGCCUCUUUCCUCAACGACUUCAUGCCUCCUCCACUUUCGGUGUUGUUUCUUAUCCCAACGGAGUCUCAAAAGUUUAUGUCAAUCAAUGUGCCCGUUAAUCAAGAUGUAUUGGGCCGUGUGAGGUUGGUGGACACACCCAUCGCUUCUGGAGUCGCUCAGGUCCAAGAUUCCGUUCUGAUAGGAGUAGAGGUUAAGAAGAUGGUAGAGCUUCUCAAAAACGAGGUCCAGACUGCCUUCUCUCCAACCAGGGACCUCUCAGCUGAGGAUUUCUAUGACCCUCUGGAAAGAGUAUUCAAAGAGCUCUCCAAUCACUACGAUAUGACUCCACAUGAAAAAAAUUAUUUCAAGAGUCUUUCGGCAUCAAUAUCGACGGAAAGAGUACCUAAAUAUUUCAACGAGGCCAGGUUGGUCAAGACUACCAGAAAUUGGAGCUUGGGUGGUCACUACGACUGGAGAUUCUUCAAAAAACUCGUCAAUUCAUCAGAUAAACAAUUGCCUAUCCUUCAUGGUCUUUUGCUGGCAUGGCUCAGAUUUACUAGUGCCAACAACUUGACAACAUGGGUUGCCCAUGGAUCGCUUUUGUCAUGGUACUGGAACGGCAUGGUCUUUCCAUGGGAUGCAGAUAUCGACGUCCAAAUGCCUGUUGUUGAUCUCCACAGACUAGCCAAAUAUUUCAAUCAGACUGUGGUUGUGGAUUUCGGACCCGAUGUUCAGAAUGAGGUGAGGUACGGACGGUAUUUCCUUGAUUGUGGAACGUGGAUCUCACAUCGUCAAACAGAGAAUGGUCUCAACUUCAUAGAUGCACGAUUCAUUGAUCUUGAUCUGGGGCUCUAUAUUGAUGUUACAGGCCUUGCUAUAUCGAACACCAUGGCUCCGCCACGUUACGACAAGUUGCUACCAAAGGAAUUGGAAAGACCUAAAUACUAUAAUAAUCCGCCUGGCAUCACAAAGCAUCCGAAAUUUGUGCCUCAGAACUCGCCAGACGAAAAGGAGGUGGAGAGAAAUACUUUAUUGCAUCUCUUCAAUUGCCGGAAUAAUCAUUUCGUGUCGCUUCCCGAGAUUACUCCUCUCAAAUUGACGUACAUGGAGGGAGUACCAGCAUACAUUCCCCACAAUUUUGUCGAUAUUCUCCGGAACGAAUAUGGAAACCAAUCGAUGAGCAGCCAGAAAUUUCGCACGUAUGCUUUUGCCCCUCGGUUGAGGUUGUGGCAGAACCUGAGGGUGAUUCGAGAGUAUAUCAAGAGUAUUAAAGAAAGACCAGAAUUUGAUAUGGGUAAUGAUAACGGCGAGGCUGCUGAAAUUCAAGAGAAGUUGUUGUUAUUCACCUUUACUGAUAAAGAUUACCUUUCAUUACUUUCAAAAGAAUCAUCACUUCUCACUGAAUAUGUUGUCACAAGAGAUUUGACUAGUCUCCACCAGCAGGAAAUGAAUCUCUUACUUGAUGGACAAUCUACCAAGGAUCUUCUAUUUGCGCAGGAUGGGCAUCUUAAGCAUGAAUUCAAAGCAUUGCGCCAUGAUUUGACAAAUUUCCAGCAUUUCAAAGACGAGUACGAUUUCGACAAAGAGGUUGCAAGUUUGGCGACAAGAAUUGCUGAACUGAAGCCGGCAAGUUGA
Messenger RNA from Sungouiella intermedia, 2370 nucleotides. The record is from the annotation of a GenBank genome assembly. Lineage: Eukaryota; Fungi; Ascomycota; Pichiomycetes; Serinales; Metschnikowiaceae.